This is a messenger RNA of Penicillium concentricum, 1506 nucleotides long. Its product is annotated as Amidase. The record is from RefSeq and is a predicted model, not a curated record. The transcript has 7 exons. Lineage: Eukaryota; Fungi; Ascomycota; Eurotiomycetes; Eurotiales; Aspergillaceae. Bases 1 to 1506 code for a protein of 501 amino acids.
AUGGUGACUGAAUCCUGGGAAGUUCUUGUGCACAACAAGCAACUUGAAGAUGCUGCUAAAAUCCUACCCGAAUGGCGAAUCUCGGAAGAACUGACCAAGAUAUCUGAGACAUCCAGCAUGAAUGUGCUUGAUGUUCCACGCCAGUCAGGAAUCUUGUCAGCAAGACAGCUCGAGAUAACUGAAAACCAUGAUGCAACUGCUCUGCUACGCAAGAUUCAUCGCCGAGAGCUGUCUGCCUAUGAGGUCACCGAAGCAUUUUGCAUUCGCGCUGCUAUUGCCCAGCAGGUGACUCGAUGUCUCACUGAGACUUUCUUUGAGCGUUCUCUGCAGCGUGCAAAGGAUUUGGAUGAGAUAUUAUCCAAAACAGGGAAACUUGCCGGGCCUUUGCAUGGCUUAUCAAUCAGUUUCAAGGAUUGCUUCAACAUCGUUGGGGUUCCGUCCACGAUUGGAUUUACCUCGUUCAUCAAAAAUGGUCCACUCAGUUCAACUUCCCCGGUGGUUCAGAUUUUGCUUAACUUGGGAGCCUUCCCGUGUGUGAAGACAAACGUUCCCCAAACAAUGAUGGCCGCGGAUUCGCACAACUACGUAUUCGGCCGGACGCUCAACCCUCACCGAUUGAAUCUUACCGCCGGCGGGUUGACUGGGGGAGAAGGGGCACUGAUUGCUAUGAGAGGAUCGGUGCUGGCUAUCUACAAUGGGAUCUACUCGUUGCGACCAUCUGCGGACCGCAUUCCAUACGGGGGACAGACUAGUUCCAUUCGCGGAGGUCUGGCUGGGAUCAAGGCCUGCGCAGGGCCCAUGGCAACGUCAGUCAGAGAUCUGGAGCUGUUCAUGAGACUCGUGACUAAUGCAGACCCAUGGCAAUUUGAUUCUUCCGCUUUGUUUUCUCCAUGGCGCACCGUUGUCGCCAAGUCCACUUUGCGACUUGGGCUCAUCCAGGAGGAUUCUCAUUUCCCUCUGCAUCCGCCUGUUUUGCGAACCCUCAGAAGAGCAACCGAGAAGCUUCAAACAGCUGGAAAUGAGAUCAUUCCUCUAAACACCCCGCUUAUUCGAGAUGCCUGCACGUUGGCAUUUCGCAUGUUCUCAAUGGAUCCAGCUCUGACUCCAUUCAAACACAUCGCUGCUAGUGGGGAACCAACCAUCCCUGCCUUGGCAUCGACAUCUCUGAACGAUGGCUACAUGCCAUACGGGUAUGCCCCAUUGACACUCGAAGGGUUGUAUGGCCUGAAUGAGGAGCGGAACCACCUCAAGGAAGAGUUCCGCAAUCUCAUCACGCAAGCAAAAGUGGAUGCUAUUAUCAUGCCCGGCUAUCAAGGUACCGCUCAGCCCCAUGACAUGUUUGGCUUUGUGCCUUACACUGUCCUUUGGAAUGUGAUGGAUUAUCCGAGCUGCAUCAUUCCGUAUGGCAAGGCGAACAAAACCGCCGACAAGGCAUUCAUUCGGAGUGUGAACUACAAACCUCCUUACGUUGCUGAUAACAUCGAGGGAGCUCCGUGUUGCGUGUAG